CCGUACGCGCGCCUCCAUCUCAAAAAGCAGGGCACGGGCAAGCGCCGCAAGAUGUGGAACCACGCGCUCGAAAAGUCCCUCUUCUCCCCGCAGGAGAUAUCGAGCAUGGGCGCGCCGCACCGGCGGACGAUCUACGCUGCCAGCUUGGAGGCGCACAUCGACCGCCUGCACGAGCAGCUGAACCAGUGCGGCGACAGCUUCCAGGCGGCCUCGGGCGCGGAGCUGCGCCCCUACCACGGACUCAACGCCAAGACGGCCAAGAGUAUGGUUUCGGGCUUGCACCACGACUGGCAGGAUAUUAAGAUGAUGCUCCUCGAACUAGACCGAGCGGUG
This is a messenger RNA of Epithele typhae, 333 nucleotides long. RefSeq lists its product as uncharacterized. The annotation marks the transcript as partial. Lineage: Eukaryota; Fungi; Basidiomycota; Agaricomycetes; Polyporales; Epitheliaceae. The transcript is spliced from 3 exons. The record is from RefSeq and is a predicted model, not a curated record.